Molecule: messenger RNA, 2742 nt
Organism: Dicrocoelium dendriticum
Lineage: Eukaryota; Metazoa; Platyhelminthes; Trematoda; Plagiorchiida; Dicrocoeliidae
Source: the annotation of a GenBank genome assembly
AUGACAGGCAUAUCUGAAACCGGAUGCCGCCAACCAAAAAUUGCACAGUCAGUUCAUUUUCGUCUUACCUCGGCCAUUGCGCACUUCCAUAAGAAACGACGUCUGUAUACAGCCAGCUAUGGGCCUUCUGGUUGCUGCACAUCACAUUUAAAAUCACCCGCCACUUCGCAUCUCGGCGAGUGCACGUCGCAUUCAGUUUUCUCAAGUCAACGCGAAUAUGAGCACCAUUUGCUAUCGCAUCACUUGCUACGAUCCGUCCCACUCCCGAGUCAACAAUCAUCGUCAACCAAAGAGGAGUGCAAAUUCUCAACCUUCCACGCGCCCAUCAAAUGGAGUGUUUAUCAAUCAGUUGUCAACCUUCCAGCGAUCCUCAACGAUCCCAGCCAUAGACAGACUGAUAUCUUCGCUCGCACCUGGGGUGAAAACUUCGAACGCACCGAGGUAACUCCUUCUCCUCGACUGCCGGUGAUAGACGAGAGACACUUCCAUGAGUAUCUGAAAAAAUUGGACUCUCGCAGAGCCUGUACAAACACCACAACCCCCCUUUCACGACAUGCUUUUUUGCGGACUGUACAUGAUGCAGGUCUACCGCAGCGGUCCCUGGUCCAUCGCUCAGCAACGAGUCACACAAAUUUCGUCUCUCUGGACACUAUUCCUUCCAUGCUGUUUGCUUCAAACUUCAGUCUUCGAGAUUGGAAUACUUUCUCUCAACUCAUUCCGCUGCAUCCACGCCCCGCACCUGGUGAUCGUUCCAUCGGGCGCACGACCGUACUCGACGAGUAUGUUGAUUUGCCCAAUCAAAAAGAUGACUUCCUUGCACAACAUGAUCGAUUGGCCAACUAUUUAGACAUUGUCGAAGUUCAUCUAGCCGAGCAGGUUUCCAGAAAGUCAUCUAUGUUUUUCGAAGCAGUUUGCUGCCACGAUGUUGUCCGAGAGCAGUUAUGCCUGGCUUUUAAUCAAGUCAGGCGCGUACAAGAUCAGCUUCGUCGAAUCGACUCAAACAUCACGCAGCCAGGGAUGCGACUCCAUCGACUGGUCAGACGACGAGCAAACUAUCGGUUGUUGUUGAGAAAGCUCAAAACCAUCGCAAGUCUUCAAGCCGCCCAGCCAACUAUCCAGCUGCUGCUACGUGGAAGCGAUUUCUGUGCGGCUCUAGAGCUUGUCACUUCCACACAAGACCUACUGGAAGCACUGAAUCGACCCAUCGCUACAGCCUCGUUUGACUCUCCUACUCCACCACAACAAAUUGCCUGCCUCAAACAUCUGGACGCACAGAUGCUUGAGAUCGCUCGACUUGUUCGUCACAUGAUAGAAGCAGAGUUUGAGGCUGCCCUUCGACAACUUUUACGUCCCCAAUCUGUGGACCAGCCAGACUCCAGCUCGGAUCUGGUGUCCUCCCUGCUGGGAUUAUUGCUCAUCAAACGCCAUGAUUUUGUGAACGCUUUCCGAGCGGAACUGAUUCAUCAAAUCAAACAGCAACAUCUGGAUCUAACUGAUUCUUCUCCCAGAGAACAUGACAUUAACAAAUCUGAUUUGGUGGCUAAAGACAGAAUGCGAUAUUUACCAAACAAGCAAUGGCUGAAGCUUGUCGAGUCCAGAUGUGCCGAAAUAAAGCAACUCUUGGCACGAGGAGAAGACAUCGUGGCUUUGCUGGUGGACGCUAUGUCGCGGUGUUCCUCCUCGUCCUCCAUUUGUUCCUCUUCUCGGCUAAACACUACCUUGACACUAACGGAAUUAGAAUACCUCACAGCACAACUUCAUCUUGCUAUCCGCAGUGCUUGUGGGGUAGCACAAAGCAACAUCGUUGAUCUUGUCAGUUCACGCGAACAGUCGUCGGUUUCGGAUGUCCCCAACGGCCUCUGCGCUUCAUCCGAGACAUUUGCCAAAAGUGAUUCUUCUCUUUUGGACAAGCUUUCCCUCGAUGAGUUUAUACGAUUGCUCACUGUGCUGGAAGAUCUACUGGAAUUUAUCGAGCGCUCUCCAACUCGAUGUCUACCCAGUUCCGCCCAAUUGAAUGGCUCCAUAGCAAACGAACUUCCCAUGGGUGUCAACGAUCUCACUGAUGACCACUCUGGGAAAUUCCGUAUGGAUGGGCUGACUCGGAUUAUUGUUCAUCUAACUCGGAGAAUGGUGAAUCGAUUUCACAUGGACCGCGUCUCCAAGUUGGAGCUGGUGUUGAACCAGGAGCGCUGGCAAGCUGUUCCGGUGCCAACCUGUGUACAACAACUGGUGACCCAAGCAUUUGACCUUGAAGAGCAGAAUGGACCAAGAACUGAGCCUGUCCCCUCUGAUCUUGUCCUUAAUCCCCCGGUCUCUACACUUCGGUCCUCAUCGAAACCCCUGUUCGAAUUAACGGGCAGUCUGGAUGUACUUGGAACAGAUGGACAAGUGAGCUCCUAUUUGCUUUUCGGCGGGGAGCGUUUUGUUGUCGUCGGCGCCGUUUUGAUGUUGCUCCCUAUACUUGUGGACUACUACAAUCUGGGGGAACAGUUACCCUGCAGACCUGGGUCUGUGCUCGAGGUGAUCAACCGCGUAGCUGAGCUGCUGAACAUGACGUCAAACUGGUCUACUCAUUUCAUCCAGACCAACUACAAAUGUGCCAGGGAAACAUCUGUGAAGACCUAUCUGAUAGCUGGGCGAGAAAGCUGAGUGCCAACGUGCGCGUGUUCACCUCAAAUCGUGCUUGGGACACACCCUGUGAGCGUGUUACCAGGGCCCAGCCGAUAGCUGAUGAAGUCGCGC